This is a messenger RNA of Linum trigynum, 228 nucleotides long. The record is from the annotation of a GenBank genome assembly. Lineage: Eukaryota; Viridiplantae; Streptophyta; Magnoliopsida; Malpighiales; Linaceae.
AUGCUUGAGAUCUCUCCUGAAGCAUCGGUGGCGGGAAGAAAGCUGGUUGAGGAAAGGAUGUCGGCUUUGGAUUCCGACGUAGAAUCCUCCCACCACGCUUCCUCUUUAACCAAAAACCUGUAUUAUGGAUCCCGCCCGAUUCACUAUGUCUUUUUGUUUGUUGCAGAGGAUCGCUUCAGCAUUGAAAGCGGAGGAGUCAUACCUUACGAAGAUCUACCUAUCCAAUGA